AUGGCGAAGGAAACUAGCUCUGAGGUGGUGGGUGAAAUUUUCCAGCUUCGUUGGGCCAUCUGGAAAGCACGCAAUCUGUUCGUGUUCAAUAGUAAGUCUCCUAGUCCUGAAGAAGUGAUCGAUCAAGCUAAGAGGGCUAAUGCUGACUACUUGAAAGCAAUUUAUGAUGGGCUUUCUUCUGGUACUUUUCCUUUACCAACAAAUGUUCGUGAUGUAAGGUGGGAACCUCCUCCACCAUCUUAUGUCAAGUUCAAUGUUGAUGGAGCCUUCAAACCCUCCUGCAGCUUGGCUGCCUUUGGCAUUAUUGCUAGAGAUUGUGUGGCUAUAGAAACAUGGGCGUUGAGAAUUGCUUGUGUUACGGCGAUGGAGCAGGGUUUUUCUGAUGUGAUCUUUGAGACAGACUGCAAAAACCUUGUUCGAUAUGUAUCUAACCCCGAAUCUGAGUGCCCUUGGCAGAUUGAGACAAUCAUCGGUGAUAUAAGAAAAUGGGCUAUCUUCACUACUUCAAGAGUAAAUCUAAAGAUUCUUGCAAGUUCUUUGGAGGAUAAAGUAUUGGGCUUCCCAAUUAUUGGGGGCCAUUGA
Molecule: messenger RNA, 582 nt
Organism: Rhododendron vialii
Lineage: Eukaryota; Viridiplantae; Streptophyta; Magnoliopsida; Ericales; Ericaceae
Exons: 3
Coding region: 1-582 (193 amino acids)
Molecular function (GO): RNA-DNA hybrid ribonuclease activity; nucleic acid binding
Source: RefSeq, a predicted model, not a curated record